Molecule: messenger RNA, 1723 nt
Organism: Mangifera indica (mango)
Lineage: Eukaryota; Viridiplantae; Streptophyta; Magnoliopsida; Sapindales; Anacardiaceae
Product: vesicle-associated protein 2-2-like
Exons: 9
Coding region: 284-1501 (405 amino acids)
Biological process (GO): endoplasmic reticulum membrane organization
Cellular component (GO): plasma membrane; endoplasmic reticulum membrane
Source: RefSeq, a predicted model, not a curated record
GGCGAAGAAAUACGAAACAAACGGCGGGUACAACUAACGCUUGCAAUUGCAAAUGCUUGGCUUUCACAUCCCUCUUCGCCUUCGCCUUCACCACCACCACCUCUAUCAUCUCCUGCAUUUUCAUUUUCAUUAACUUUCACGCAACCCCUCUCUCUCUCUAGUCAUAAACAUCCUGUCUAUUUCUCUGUUUACUAUUCGUCUCUCUCUACAAGGAAGAGAUUAAUAUAAGUGGAUAUAUAGCACUGCUGAGAAGAUUGGUCUUGAAAUUGGAGGAACAGAUAAGAUGAGUAAACAACUUCUGGAAAUUCAACCCAAGGAACUCACAUUCAUAUUUGUGUUGAAGAAGCAAAGCUCAUGCGCAGUUAGGCUUACCAAUAGCACCCACAAUUAUGUUGCUUUCAAGGUGAAAACUACUUCCCCUAAGAAAUACUGUGUACGACCAAAUGUAGGCAUUGUUAUGCCAAAAUCUACUUGUGAUUUUGCUGUCACAAUGCAAGCCCAAGGGGUAGCUCCGCCUAAUAUGGUGUGCAAAGACAAGUUCUUAAUCCAAAGCACAGUUGUGCCUGUUGGGACAACUGAUGAGGACAUUACAGCUAGCAUGUUUACCAAAGAUGAUGGUAGGUACAUUCAAGAGAAUAAGCUGAAGGUGACCCUAAUCAGCCCACCUAAUUCACCAGUGUUGUCACCAAUUAAUGGGUCACUAAAGCAGGGUCCAGAUUAUGAAGCUUCUAUACCGAAAGAUCCAGUAUCAAGAGUUCAAAUCCUUACCUCAUCAGACAUGGCUGCUGAGAAAAUGGAGGGAUCCAAGAUGGUAAAUGGCGAGGAUAUGAAGCCUGUGAAGGUUGAAGAAUUAAAGCCAAGGAAAAGCUCUAUUGAUGGUGAGGUGUUAAAGCCAGCAAAUGAUGCAGAAUUGAAGCCUAGGAAGGAUACUUACAGUGAGGGUGCAGAAUUGAAGCCAAGGAAGUAUGUUGUUAAAGUGGAGGAAGUAAAGCCGGAAAAAGAUGUACAGUUUAAGCCUCUGAAGGAUGUUGUUGACAAUGGGGAAUCAAAGAAAGUAAGGGAUGCUGAGUUGAAGCCAAGGAACAAACUUCCUGUUGUUGAGGAGUUAAAUCCAGAAAAUGAUACAGAGUUGAAUGUAACAAAGGAGCUGAAUGAUGGUGAGGAAUUACAGUUAAGAAAGGAUGCAGAGUUGAAGCUGAUGAGAGAAGUUGAAUCUAAAGCGAAAAAGACUGCAGAGGAGCUGAAGUUAUUUACAGACAUCGAGGACAUGAAGUACAAACUAAAUGAACUUGAAUCAAAGCUAAAUGAGGCUGAGGUUACUAUUUCAAAGCUCACAGAAGAGAGGAGAUUAAGCUUUCAAGAGAGAAAAAUGUUGCAAGCAGAAUUAGAAGCAUUAAGGAGUAAAACAGUGGUGAAGAAAGUUCAGGUGGGAUUUCCUCUUCUGUUUGUGUGCAUGGUGGCAUUCAUCAGUUUCGCGCUCGGAUACCGACUAAUCUCUUGAACGAGAAAAUCGAUCAACUAAAGAAAGCUUGUUGAUAGUUAGAAAAGAGAAUAGAACCUCACUAUAUGUUUACUUCUAAAUGCGCUUCUGUAUAUGCUGAAAGAAUCUUACAAAGAUAAUUUCAUGUAAAGGACUGCCUUUUGUCUGCCUCUACUUGGAUUAAUUUCCCACAGAACUUCAUGGAUACAUAUAAAUUAAUACGAAAGAAAUGCUUUUGCUUAA